Neoarthrinium moseri is the source of this 627-nucleotide messenger RNA. RefSeq lists its product as uncharacterized. NCBI's taxonomy places the organism in Eukaryota, Fungi, Ascomycota, Sordariomycetes, Amphisphaeriales, Apiosporaceae. The coding region runs from base 1 to 627 and encodes 208 amino acids. Gene Ontology annotation, cellular component: multivesicular body; ESCRT III complex. Gene Ontology annotation, biological process: endosome transport via multivesicular body sorting pathway; protein transport; late endosome to vacuole transport. The record is from RefSeq and is a predicted model, not a curated record. The transcript is spliced from 2 exons.
AUGUCGAACCGACAACAGGCUCGCGAUAUGCAAGUCGAGUUCCAGGCUCGCUUCCAAGCCAAGCAAGCCCGUCGCGAGGCCCAAAAGGCCGCAAAGCAGGACCCCCUCCUGCGCAAACAGAUCCAGGAGCUUCUGAGAAAAGGCGAGACCGCAAAGGCCUACCAGAAGGCCAAGAUGCUCCUCUCAAAGCAGGCCCUUGCCGCCCAGAUGGACCAGAUGGCCGACAUGGCCGAGCUUUCGGCAUCCCAGAUCCAGGCCAACAACGCCAUGAACCGCAUGACACACAUGAUGGGCCAGUCAUCGCGCACCAUGAACAUCGCCCAGCGCACCAUGAACCCCGAGCGCACCCUUACCACCCUAGAGCAGUUCCGCACUCAGAACGAGGAGUAUGCCAUGAGCAACGGCAUCUACCAGGACGCUAUUUCGCAGAGCACGAGUGCCCAGGUCAGCGAGGAUGCAGUGCACGAACUGCUAGGAAAGCUGGCCGACGACGCCGGUGUCCAGCUGAACAGCGAGUUGAACGCCAACGAACCGAGCAAGGCUGAGCCUGUAGGACCCCAAACGACCGAGCCGACGGCCGAGGAGGAAGACGCACUGCAGCAGAGACUGAGGGCUCUGAGAGCCUAG